Molecule: messenger RNA, 2016 nt
Organism: Cyprinus carpio (common carp)
Lineage: Eukaryota; Metazoa; Chordata; Actinopteri; Cypriniformes; Cyprinidae
Biological process (GO): hemopoiesis; leukocyte tethering or rolling
Cellular component (GO): plasma membrane
Source: RefSeq, a predicted model, not a curated record
UCUUGCUCAUUUGUGUUUGCGUCAGAGUUUGAGAACCUCAGCUUUAGCCUGACGCUUCGUGAGGUUUGACUUCCUGUAUUUUUGCAGCGAGUAGGUUUUGAGACAUAGCAUUGUGAGCGUGUGAGGGGGCCUGACGUUCUGUUGAACUCCAGAGCAACACCCGGUCAACAUUAGAAACGGAUGAUGGCAACGGUGACUAAAGGACUUGGGUGUAUACCAGUUCUUGUUUUCCUGUUGACUUUGAGCAGUUCAGUCACGUCAAGACAUCUUAGGAUGAAAAGGGAAAUUAGUAACAAUGUGACAUCGAUAAACGCCAAAGACACACAGAGUACAGCAACGGUAGCAGAAGUUGAGAAUGCAAGCACCACCACUGUGGAAACGUUACAGACAGUUGAGGUGAAAUCUGGUUUAAAGGUCUCAGCAACUACAGAUUACUUUCAUACUCCAGAUCUGAACCACACCCAACAAAACUACCCUGCAGGAACCGAGAACCUGACAGUUCACCAGCCAACAGAUAAUGAGAGUACUUUUCACACCCAACUUCCCACAAUAAAAACUAGUACUGGACACAUUUCACAUGCAGGAAGUCCUGCCCCCAUAUUUCCUGCAUCGUUGAAGCCCAGUAACGUAACAGAGAAGCACAUGACAGCAGCGACAAGAAGAAUGUCCACAGAUACAAAAGGACAUACUACUGAAGUUACCUCAACAACCACCAAAAAAUCAACCACAGCAAUGACCCACUCGUGUUCCACUGCCUCUUCUCAAGGGGGCGGACUUGUGAGCCGUUGCCUCAUCGCAAUCGGCUCGAUGGCAGCGUUGACGACCAUCUUUAUCACUAGCACUAUCUGCUUGGCUACGAAACUCUCGGCAUACAAGCACAAGGCGCAGCUUCUCCAGGAGACUGAGAUGGUCUGCAUAUCUGCCCUGAUGAACGAUACCGAUCACCCUGUUCCAAAGCCAAGACGACAUCCCAAAAGUAAUGGAGCAUUGAUCCCGAAUACUGAGGAUGGAGAUCCCGAUGGAGAUAAUCUCACUCUAAACAGUUUUCUUCCUGAUACCGAAGGUCCUCUUUAGAAGUUGAAAUCUUUCUGUAUACACUGGGAACCAGCGCUUUAUUGAUGGAUCGCAGAAUUUUGUACUCUCAAACAUUAAUCAGGGCUCAGGUUUGACACAAACCUGGCUCUUGAAUGGUUUGCACUGUCAAAAAAAAUCAAAAGGUACAAUCCACAGUAUAUCUGUGGUGCAGGGAGUUUCAGUCAUCUGAAAUGUUCAGUAAUCUGAUGCCUGGAGUUGAAGUGCAAUUUUGUGCUUUGUUGUAUAAUAAUGAACAUUCCACAUCUUUUAUUUAAUCAGUGGAACAUUUAUAUUGCAAUUGUUUUUUUGCAUGUGUGAAGAUGUUUUAAUGUUAUAUUUAAUCAGUGUUGAAAUAUACUACUAUGUUCUCUAAGGAGCACAGACAUUAGCGAGGCUUGGCAGAAUAUAUUGCUGAAUAUGUUCUAUUUCUGUCUGUGGUUCAGUUAGCGCUAUAUAAUUUACAGUGAUGUUGGAGAUUAUCACACUCGGAAUAUAACAUGUUAUCAUUGAAAAUGUACAUAAAAUAGAUGCUUCCCACAUUUACCCAGAAAGAAUUUAGCUUUUGCACAAAAAUUACAUACUUUCCAAUGUGUGAAUUAAAAAAAAAAAUAAAAAGGCCAAAACCAACCAGAUUAACACUGCAAAAAACAACAACAAAAAAAAAAACACAAUAGGUAGUCAGCAAAGAUUUUUUUUUUCUGUUCACAUUUAGUUACUAAUUUUUUAUUGUAGUAUUUUUGUAAGUACUAUUUUUUUUCCUGCUAUGUAAUAGGCCUUCUCUAUGUAAAUUGUAUUUGUGUAGGCAACUUCAGUUUGAAUGUGUUAAAGUACGUGAUGGAUGAAUGUUGUGUAAAAUGACACGAAAAAGUCAUUGUGCAGUUUUAACCCAGUUAUUCUUACCCAAGCAAAUUUUAUAAAUGUUAAAUAAAUAAUUUAAUAGAA